This is a messenger RNA of Prosopis cineraria, 1225 nucleotides long. Its product is annotated as dirigent protein 17-like. The record is from RefSeq and is a predicted model, not a curated record. NCBI's taxonomy places the organism in Eukaryota, Viridiplantae, Streptophyta, Magnoliopsida, Fabales, Fabaceae. Bases 435 to 929 code for a protein of 164 amino acids. The transcript has a single exon.
UAGAUACAUCGCAAGGCUUUCUAGUAUUUCAAGCAUCCCCUAUGCUUGCAGGGAAGCAGUGAAGAAAAGAUGAAUGACUUGAUGGGGCUAUCAGAAUCUAAACUUUCUCCAGAUGAGAUAAUAUUACAAACCUGGAAUGGCAAGAUAUCUUGAUCUCUCCUUUUCAUAUCUCUUGGUGCGAAUUACUUGUGAGCAAGCAUAGCUCUCAGGACUACAGAGAGAAAGGCAUUCGCAUUUCAUGGCAAUACCAAUUACCAAGUUUCAUACGACCUUGUGAUCUGUUUUGGUUGUUCGUUUAAUUUUGUCCGGAAUUGUAAUUUAUUUCCUCAGUUCAUGAUCUGAGUUUCAAUCUUUCUAAAGCUGCAAGCAUAUAUUGCUUUUUCAUAUUACUAAGUUUUUUACUCUCUGUAGAUUUAUCAGAAAGAACCUCUGAAAUGGAGGGUGGAGGAAGCCAGCAAAAAUCAGAUGCCUCAGCAACAGCAGUUUUUGAGUUACCAGGAGAGCCUGCUAUUAUAAUUAAUGGGGUGCCUGACAUUAUCCCUAGUGAAAGCACUCCUGCUUUGCAUAAGACUUCGAGCACUGUUGAAGCACCAGUGCAUUCAGGUUUAGGUGAAUGGUUGGAAGGAAGAGAAGUUCUAAAGCUGUUUAUGGGGCGGUAUUAUUCGGGUGUAGUGCUGCAAUUUGACAAACAAACUGGAUGGUUCAGGGUUCUUUAUGAGGAUGGUGACUCUGAAGAUCUUGAUUGGCAGGAGUUGGAAGAGAUUCUCCUGCCUUUGGACGUUACAAUUCCACUCAAAUCGUUGGCACAGAGGAUUGUCUAUCGAAAAUACAAGAAACCUAUUCAUAAGUCCGGAAAGAUUGUGUCUAAUUCACAAAACCCUGAGGUCAAACGCACUCCCAGUAAAGGAAAGAUGACCACACUACUAUAACGGGGAGGAUCGUAGUUUGUUGAGAGGGACCGUUAAACUAUGGCUUAUUACAAGAGCAAGUUAGCUUCUAAAAAUGAAAAGCUUCCGACGGUGUUCUGUAGGAAAGAAUGUGAUCGGGGGAUUUGUCCCAGAUUUUGACGUUUUCUCUAGGUGUGUUGUAUUCUAGUUAGUUGCUGAGUUGCAGCGUGUUCAGCUGCAUCAAGAAGAAAUAUUACUUUUUAGCUGUGCAUAGUUGUUCGUUGCUACAAAACCAUGAUGUUUCCAGAUUCGUUAUGUAAUGCUUUUCUACAUUUUCA